This is a messenger RNA of Ixodes scapularis (black-legged tick), 1200 nucleotides long. RefSeq lists its product as uncharacterized. Gene Ontology annotation, biological process: mitotic sister chromatid segregation; kinetochore assembly; protein localization to kinetochore. Lineage: Eukaryota; Metazoa; Arthropoda; Arachnida; Ixodida; Ixodidae. The transcript has 5 exons. The coding region runs from base 118 to 621 and encodes 167 amino acids. The record is from RefSeq and is a predicted model, not a curated record. Gene Ontology annotation, cellular component: chromosome, centromeric region; nucleus.
AGGUAGAAGUAGCCGGUAGUAGCCAACCAGGCAACGUAGUGCAACGUCGAACUGCUAGAACGCGGUACUUUUGUAAAUCAAUUUUCUCUGUUCGCACGCUUCGCUAUACCAAACCAAAUGAGCAUGGAGGGGUACGAAACACAACUUUUCGGCACAUCUCCCAGGGCAGUGGUUGGCGCAAUCUAUACAAUCCUCAUAGACUAUAUUACAGAUUCUAUUUCCUGCAUAAAGGACCAUCUUCUUGCCAAGCACAAGCACAUCUCCCCCGAGGAACUCGAGAAGGACUGUGCCCUGCUGUACGACAAGCACCGUGCAUUAGCGGACAGAGACUUUGACAAACUAGAGGCCUACAUCUCUAGCAGCGUCAUGAAAAUCCCGCCCCACGUGCUGCUGGAGGAGGACUCCGUGCACCGGCAUCCGCCAAGCACCGAACUUAAGAAGACGGAGUUGAUUAUGCUCACGAAAGCUAUCAACAAGGGGGAAUGGGGGCGGCCAAGCUGUGUGUGUCUCGGAGCUUGUGGAGCGAGCGCUCGUGCCUCAGAACCCAGGAAUCCGCGGCUAGAUUCCCCGCCCCUGCCCGUUUCGAUCUGGAAGAUAAGCAUCGUAAAGGCGUGCAGUUGAGUAUCACUAUUGUGACGUGAUGCGAAACAACUAACGACUAAUUUGUUUGUAUUCCUGCGUCAGCUGUCGGCACUAGUGGUCAAACCCCCUUCCCCGAAAUUGUUUUAUCUGGCUACACCACGGACCAUCACUUGUUCUGCCCCCUUCAGGUAAAAGUGUCUUUAUCCGCCACAGAACAGAGAAGAGAACCCUCGGAUCAUUAUGUCGCUUGUUGCAAAUAUUCACCAAGAUGGCUCUUUUGCCCCCGGGAAAAAGGGGGAAAAAAAAACAUAUUUCCUCGUUUGCAGGAGAUCGUGAAGCAGCAGCUGUUGAAGCAGGAGCUUGCACUGCAGCAGAAAGUCCGGCCACAGCUCGAGGGAGUGCUGCAGCGCCUCAAGGAGAGGCUGGAAAUUCUGAGGGCCAUGCCAACCCAGGCAUCCGGCAGCUAAUUACGCCCGAGUUGCUUUUAACUUUUUUAUGUUUUAUCCUUUAUCCUUUGCAAUACUGCCAGUGAAAGGUACUGGGACCUUCAUUUCAAAUGUCCAUUAUUGUAUAUGCAUCUCUCACCAAGUUCUCUUAAAUAAACAAACAUAGAAACAC